Capronia coronata CBS 617.96 is the source of this 1833-nucleotide messenger RNA. RefSeq lists its product as uncharacterized. The transcript has a single exon. NCBI's taxonomy places the organism in Eukaryota, Fungi, Ascomycota, Eurotiomycetes, Chaetothyriales, Herpotrichiellaceae. Gene Ontology annotation, molecular function: amino acid transmembrane transporter activity. Bases 1 to 1833 code for a protein of 610 amino acids. Gene Ontology annotation, cellular component: vacuolar membrane. Gene Ontology annotation, biological process: amino acid transmembrane transport. The record is from RefSeq and is a predicted model, not a curated record.
AUGUCUCUAGCAGAUGCCAUCGAUGGCGGCAACGCCCCCAAUCACAACCGACCCGAGACCUUCAUUAGUCCUAUGCACCGCAAGCUGUAUGACUCUGGGGUGACCUUUGAAGAGUAUUUACAUUAUGCGAAACGCACAAGAGCGGAGGAAGAGGUGGAGCAACAGAUCCCUCAAACAGGACUUCUGCAGCGGGUCUUUCGCAGGCAUUCGGCAGCUGUCGUGACCACAGGGACAACGCCACAUAAUGGUGCCAGCUCGGAACAAAGUCCUGAUAUAACCGAUAAAACCGCAGAUGGCAAAGACAACGGUGAAGGGGCAGGCCACAAACGCCGCAGAAGUGUUUUGUCUGGGCAUGGCUUGAUCACGGAAGAGGAAUGGCGAAAUGCUUCUCGUGCCUUGAGGACCGCAAGCUGGGGUGCUGGCUUCUAUCUCAUCACGACCGACAUCCUCGGGCCCUAUGGCGUUGGCUUUGCGCUAGGUACGCUGGGCUGGGGUCCCGGUGUCACUCUCUACACCGUUUUCGCUUUCAUGGCUGGGUACUCUGGGUAUCUGAUUUGGCAGGUGUACCUGGGUCUUGACUCGUACGAGUUCCCUCUCCGGAACUAUGGUGACCUCGCCUAUCGAACAAUGGGCAAUGGGGCCCGCUACGUGGUCAACAUCCUCCAGUCCAUCCAGCUGCUCCUCAUUACCGGCCAGGUCAUCAUCCAGAACGGACAAGGCAUUUCUCAAACGUCCAAGUUCAGGCUCUGCUAUGUCGUUUGUGUCGUCUUGUUCGUGGUUGCCGGGUUUUUCAUGGGCCAGGUGCGUACGUUGCGCAAUAUCGGCGUCUUCUCCAUGAUCGCCGUGGGCAUCAAUCUGCUAGUGAUCUUCAUCUCCAUGGGAGUGAUGGCGCAUUCGCCCCCCAACUACGAGAUCAGCGUGCUCGGCUCUGCAGGCUCAGCCGUCAACCCAGCCACCAUCACUCCGGAUGCUCAAGGCAACUAUCCUCCCAUCAUUCACUAUGGCGGGCUCCCCGAGUCAGGCAACUUUGUCGGAGCCAUCAAUGGCCUGAUGUCCGGCGUCUUUGCGUAUGGCGGCGCCCAGCUUUUCGUCGAAAUCAUGGCCGAGAUGCGGCGGCCCUGGGACUUCAUCAAAUCGAUGUGGAUUGCUCAAUUCUUCAUCUGGGCUGUCUACCUCAUCUAUGGGUGCUAUGUGUACCAUUACCAGGGCCAGUACGCCUACACCAUCUCGUACAUGGGGUUGAGUGUCUACGGCUUCCAAGCCGCCUGUGACAUGAUGGUGGUCAUUUCCGGGCUGAUCGCCGCCGGUCUGUACGGCAAUAUUGGCAUCAAGGUGCUGUACAACCAGGUCUUUCAGGAAAUGUUCAAUGCGCCGUCUCUCACCUCGAAGAGCGGCAAGUACAUAUUCGCGGCCAUCGUCCCCAUUUACUGGAGUGUGGCUUUUGUCAUUGCCGCGGCCAUCCCGGACUACUUCGGAUUUGUUUCGGUCAUUGCUGCCUUUUGCAUCGUGCAGUUCAGCUAUUCGUUCCCGCCCAUCAUACAUUUGGCGUACACUAUGCAGAAGAACUCGAUGGGCGAAGGCGAUGGCUUCAACCCGGCAACCGGCCAGACUAUUCGAAGUCGACACGGUCUCUCGCGACUAGUGAAAGGAUUCUUUGCCGAUCGUUGGUACAUCAAUGUCUGGCACGUCAUCCAUGCUGGUGGUGCGCUGGCGACGGCGGGACUGGGUGCUUAUGCUGCUGUCGAAGGCAUGAUCGACGCUUUCAAAAACCCGCAGGUCAAUUCCUUUACCUGUACCAGUCCCCUCAAUCUGAGUCCGGGCUCAGGGUCUUGA